Heterostelium album PN500 is the source of this 3276-nucleotide messenger RNA. RefSeq names its product 5'-3' exoribonuclease (gene xrn2). NCBI's taxonomy places the organism in Eukaryota, Evosea, Eumycetozoa, Acytosteliales, Acytosteliaceae. Gene Ontology annotation, biological process: nuclear-transcribed mRNA catabolic process. Gene Ontology annotation, molecular function: RNA binding; 5'-3' RNA exonuclease activity. The record is from RefSeq and is a predicted model, not a curated record. Bases 1 to 3276 code for a protein of 1091 amino acids. Gene Ontology annotation, cellular component: nucleus. The transcript is spliced from 2 exons.
AUGGGAAUUCCAGCAUUCUUUAGAUGGAUGGUUGAUAAGUACAACGGUAUUAUCGUACCAACGAAAGAACCGAGACACCAAGAUGGAAGUAGAGUGGUUUGCGAUAAUUCAGAACCCAAUCUCAAUGGAGAGUUUGAUAAUCUGUACUUGGAUAUGAACGGUAUCAUUCAUCCUUGUGCACAUCCCGAGCAAGGUCCCAAGCCAAGAAACACACAAGACAUGAUGGAUUCGAUUAUGGAGUAUCUCGACUUGGUAUUCGCCAUCGUUCGUCCACGUAACCUCUUGUAUAUGGCAAUCGACGGUGUUGCACCACGUGCCAAGAUGAACCAACAACGUUCACGUCGUUUCCGUUCUGCUCUAGACGCUCGUCUCACCCGUGAGAAAGAAGCCAAGGAACUCAUGGAGAAUAUCGCCAACGGCAAGAUGUCAGAGUCCGAAGUAGAGGCACUCCAAAAGGCAAAAGAUGAGAAAUUCCACUUUGACUCUAACUGUAUUACACCAGGCACCAUGUUUAUGGACUUGGUUGCACUGACACUACGUUCUUAUGUCGCCGAGAAAGUUAGUACUGAUCCAGCUUGGAAGAAUUUGAAAGUUAUUAUUUCAGAUGCUAGUAUUCCAGGUGAAGGUGAACAUAAGAUUAUGGAUUACAUUAGAAAGCAGAGAGCACAAAAAGACUAUAAUCCAAAUCAAAAGAAUGUAAUCUAUGGUUUGGAUGCAGAUUUGAUUAUGUUGGCGUUGGCUACUCACGAACCAAACUUUGAGAUUCUUCGUGAGUUUGUGCAGACCAAGGGAAGGAAGCAACAGAGCACUCCAAAGGAGAUGCAGGGUGGUGACGAUGGCGAAGAGGAAAAGAAGGAUUUCCUCACCAAAGACUACCAGUUGCUCAGCUUGAAUCUCUUCCGUGACUACCUGGAUUCCGAGUUGAAAUGCUCUCCGGCGUUUGGCUUUGAUAUAGAGCGUGUGAUCGACGAUUUCAUUCUGAUAUGUUUCUUUGUUGGUAACGAUUUCCUGCCGCAUUUGCCAUCGCUACAGAUCAACGAAGGUGCUAUCGAUCGUAUCAUGAAGAUCUACAAGGAUUUGCUGCCGACGUUCGACGACUACCUCACAGAGGAUGGUGAGUUUAGCAUUGAUCGUGUCGGUAAGAUCUUUGCCAAGCUUGCAAUGGUCGAGGAAGAUAUCAUGAUGAGAAGAAAGAGCAAGGAGGAAGCAAUGAUUCGUCGUAAAGCUAGAAUGGACGGAAACUUCCAGCAACUUCAAGAGGAUCCACAGUCACUCAAUUUGAAUUCUGGAACUACAAAGCAACAUCAAGAAGCAGCAAAGAAUCUACUCAAUGAAAUAUUCACAGAGACAGACGAUACCCAGCGUCCAAACAAAAAGUUGAGAGUGGAAGAUGGUGCCGCCAACAAGAGUGCCGCUGCCAAGAUUCGUGAGGAAUUGCUUGCACAAAAGAAGGGAACCACUUCCAAUAAAGAUGCUGCCAAACAGUUACAACAAUCGAUUGUUGAGCAAUCUACUACUGCUCCAGCUGAUGGCAAGAAGAAGGGUGAGAAGAGAGGUGCUAAAGUAAUUGAGAUUAUGGAGGUUCCAGUCGAGGAAAAGAAACUACCAAGUGGAAACAAAAAGAGAAAGCAUGGAGAGGAAGAGGAAGAAGAGCAAUCCAAUUCCAAUGGUGGAGAAGGACAGUCACUAGAAUCAUCGACAUUCAUCGAUAGAAUGAAAGAUGUUAAAAUCGGUACCAAAGGUUGGAGAGAGCGUUAUUACAAUCAUCAUUUCGAAUCGGAGGCCAAGGAGGACGACAAUGUUGUUCUUCAUGUCUGUCAGAGUUAUAUCGAUGGUCUGGCAUGGGUAUUGAAAUACUACUACAAGGGUUGUGCAUCUUGGGGUUGGUAUUAUCCAUAUCACUACGCACCAUUCAUCAUUGACAUCUCUGAGAAUAUCGAGCUGAUCAAGCCAGCCACCUUCGACUUGGGUUCACCAUUCCGGCCAUUCGAGCAGCUAAUGAGUGUCUUGCCAAAGGAAUCUGGUCAAUUCGUUCCAAAGCCAUAUCAAAAGAUGAUGGGUAUCGACGAUGGCAGUGGCGAUGUCUCACCAAUCAUUCAUUUCUAUCCAUCGAAUUUCAUGAUCGAUGUGCAACCAUCUCAACCAAUCUGGAAGGGUGUAUGUCUGCUACCGUUCAUCGAUGAGAAGGAGCUACUCUCCUCAUUAAAGUCACUGGAGAACAAACUGACCGACGAAGAGAAAUUCAGAAAUUCUCAAGGUGCCGAGUUGCUCAUUGUCAACAAAGAUCUCAAGUUGACCAACGACGAAAACGCAGCAGACAAAGAUCAUAGCUCCAUCGACUCAAAGGUGUCUCCAAACUUCUUGGGUGACAUUUCUAAGCUACCUGAGCGAAUCACCAAGAAGCUGCCACCGAUGCAGAGUGCCAUUGCCUACUCCUACGAGAAUCCUGCCUAUCCCGAGGGUUAUGUAUUCAAAUCAGAGAUGUUACCAAAUGCCGUAAAAGCACCAAGAACUGAUAUCACCUCACUUCGUUUCUCUAUUCAAAACAGUGCCGCCAAUAGAAUGAUUAAUCAUGCUGUAGAUUCCAAUCAAUACAAAAACAAACAUUUCAAUAGAAAUCAAGGAUACAAUAAUCAAAAUAAUAAUUAUAACAAGAACUAUAAUAAUCAAAAUAAUAAUUAUAACAACAACAACUAUAAUAAUAAUAAUAACAACUAUAACAAUCAAUAUCAAAAUAAUAAUAAUAAUUAUAACAACAAUAAUAAUAAUUAUAGCAAUCAAAACUAUAAUAAUAAUUAUAUUCAAAAUAAUAAUCCAUUCAAUAACAAUAAUAGUAAUUAUAAUCAAAACAAUAACUACAACAACAAUAAUAAUUACAAUCAAAACUAUAAUAAUAAUAGCAAUAUGAAUUAUAACAAUCAAAAUAUGAUGAAUUAUAAUAAUAAUCAAAACAACUUUAAUAGUAAUUACAACCAAAACAACAAUAGUUAUAACCAGAACAAUAACUACAACCAGAACAACUAUAGUAAUCAAUCCGUUAUGAGCUAUAAUCAACAACAACAACAACAACAGUGGAAUCAACAACAACAGCAACCACAACAGAAUAUUAUGAACAACUCAAAUCAACAACAACAACAGUUUAGACAAAAUCAAAACUAUAAUAAUAAUGGUCAGCACCAAAGAAGAAAUAAUAACAACAAUAAUAACAACAACGGCAAUAAUAAUCAACAACCACAAAGGAGUAAAUACAAUCCCUUUGCAAAACUUAAGAAAUAA